Messenger RNA from Cylindrotheca closterium, 861 nucleotides. The record is from the annotation of a GenBank genome assembly. Lineage: Eukaryota; Bacillariophyta; Bacillariophyceae; Bacillariales; Bacillariaceae.
AUGACGGAAGCAAUGGGUUAUGGCUUUGAGUGCCUGUCAGCACUGGAGUCACAAUUGGUCACAUCCCAAUGCUUCUGCUUUGUCAACAACGCCCACGUCAUUGAGGCUGGAAAUACAGUCCAUCACUUGGGUGAAGCCAUAUGUGCAUUCGUGCAGGACACCGCUACCCUGUGGGGUGGGGGAAUCCGAGCUACUGGAGGCGCGACCAACCCCAAGAAGUCUUUCUGGUGGCUCAUUCAUUUUGAUUGGGACUCACGCAUAGGUACAUGGAAAUUUUGUGGUAAAAAAGCAGUUGCCCCAGACUUUGACCUCCAAAUCCAAGGUCUAUCAGGUGCUGCCAAAUCCCUGCGUUGCCUCAAACCAGACGACUCUGAACGCACUCUGGGGGUGAUGCUUGCCCCUUUGGAAAACCUUAAGGCUGAUGAGGAUCAGCUGCUAGCUAAAGCCAAGGAUUGGGCAGAACAGCUUUGGCCCAACCUUCUUCACAAAUAUGACGUCCUCCCCCUCAUCAGGUUGACCAUCAUGAAGAAAUUGGAAUAUCCCAUGGGUCUUGGACUCCCACAUCCGUUUGGUUGUCAAGUGUUUAAACAUCUCAAGAUGUUGCUCCAACAUAUGGCCAACAGGAGCAAGACUGGUGACUACAUGGAGGCCAACUUCCAAGCCCAUCAACUAGAAACGGGGACAUCCUUUGCAAUCUUGCAACAAGUCUACAACAACACGGCCAUCUUAGCUUCCGACCUGUGGAUGAAACAGUGUGGCAUGAACUUGAGGGUCUGGACAUCUAUGUCGCUUGGUACUCCCCAGCCUUAUCACAUUGCUCUAAGGACAAUUCUCUGCUGGUGGAUCUCUUCCUCAACCUAG